Molecule: messenger RNA, 1431 nt
Organism: Punctularia strigosozonata HHB-11173 SS5
Lineage: Eukaryota; Fungi; Basidiomycota; Agaricomycetes; Corticiales; Punctulariaceae
Exons: 3
Coding region: 1-1431 (476 amino acids)
Source: RefSeq, a predicted model, not a curated record
AUGCCAAAGGCUCAGUCUGAUCUUAAGACUCGCGCAUCCGUCGUUCGUCGCGCCUGGAACUAUCUCAAGCGCCAUGCAUCGACAAAUCCCGAGGGACCUCACCUCCAACUCGCCGAACAUGCUGCUGCAGUGACAGCUCCGGCGAUUGUUGCUGCCGUGGUGGCUCCGGCUGUUGUUGCCGCUGGCCCACCCGCCACCUCUGACGACGGCGUCUCCGAUUCAGAGUCGGCGACCGACUACCAGGACAGUUCGGACGUGGAGUCAGCGCCCACAUCCGACGGCACUUCCAUCGAUGCACACCUCGAUGCCGACGACGAUUCGAAGGCAGGCGACGAGGAGCCACCCGUCAUUGUACGCGCCGCUACCGACGCAUCUAGCACUUCGCCCACCGCAACCUCUGCAUUUGCGUACGACCAAGAGCCGUCUUACGAAGACGAAGAUGAUACUCCCUCUCUAGGAGAAGACAGUCUCAUUAACGACGAACAUGCUGAGCAUGACGCCGGUCGCGCCGCGCCCGCUGCGGAGGUGGAUGCAUUCCUAGCCACCGUGACACCAAAUGUUGUCACCGCCCCUCCGGCGGAUGCGUCGUUCACGGCUGCUGAAGAUCCUUCGACGGAGCAGCCGUCCUGCGCGCCUAGCGUCACCGCCGAGGGUGCCGCGUCAACCACCGCGCCAGCUGCACCAUUAGCAAGGUCAUCCUCAGUCGCCGCCCCAGCCACUGUCCAAGCUGCACCAAAUGGAGGACCGUCCUCGAUUGCAGGGCCGUCCUCGAUUGCAGGGCCGUCCUCGAUUGCGGGACCAUCCUCAGUUGCCGCGCCCACCACCGCGCCAGCUGUACCGCUUGUAGGUCCAACCUCGAACGGCGGCCGCGCCGCCCGCAAUCCACCUCGUUACAGAGAGGUGACUUACAACGAGCUUGAGGUACGCCGCGCCCGAUUCGUCCGGGCUGAACGGUCCUUCUACGGCGAGAAACAAUUGAAUCGACGGAUUGCGGCACGUGAGGUGGGCUACGUGCCGCAAGAUGGAGAUCACGCACUAUACACCAACGUAGUGCAGCGGACGAGGUUGGUAGAGAUCGACACCGAUGAAGAAACCAACGAAGACGAAGAGGAUGGGGAAGAGCCGGCACCGCCGGCUCAGGCUGUGGAUUUUGUUCAGGGCCAGGAUCAGUCCGAGGAAAAGAAUGCCGACCAGGACCAAGAUCAGCCUGAGGAGCAUAACGCCAGUGCCGGAUCCGAUCGCAGCGCAACUGCAAGUGCAGAUGAAGACCCCGAGAUGGAGGACGCGACGGUCGCGCUCGUUCCCGCCGAACCCGCCGUGGCUCCAGCCCCUCGCAGGACCAAGCGCCGCAGGGCUGACGAGGAUGAGGAUGAGGAACGCGCUGACGAACCCAUCGCCAAGCGUCUUCGGAGCUCUGCUCGCUCCCGUUGA